Messenger RNA from Moneuplotes crassus, 812 nucleotides. NCBI's taxonomy places the organism in Eukaryota, Ciliophora, Spirotrichea, Euplotida, Euplotidae. The record is from the annotation of a GenBank genome assembly.
UUUUAUCAAUAAAUGGCCAAAAAGAUUCACUGUAAGAGAAUUUGGGAUAAAAGUCAAGACCAUAAAGAAGUUAUGUCGUAUACUUACAUUAGAGGGUGACUCUUCUUGUCUUCACUUCAUGAAUGUUCUAUCAAUCUUAUCGAAGAGAUGAUCAACGAAACAAGAAGGUGCAUAUUCUGGAUGAGUUUAAUUCAUCUUCAUUCAAAUAGAUGGCAGUUUGCACUCUCUCAUCUUCAGGGUCUGAGAGCUAAUGAACUAGCAAAUUUCUGAGUUGACAAAGCAAAUUGAGAGAAUAUCUUUAUUAUAAUUUUAAAGAGAUUAUUAAAUAAGAAAUCACAAACCCAAAAAUUUCACGAGUUUGUGAGAAGAGUUCUAAAUAAUAAGGAAAAUAAGAACUUGAGAGAAGAUUAUCCUCAUCUACUCCUUCUGAAAUAUCCUACAUACUUCAGAAAUUGAGUAUGGUUUUGUAUGAGCUUAAAGCCCUACUAUCCGCCAGCUUCCAGAGGAUACUCAUACUUCAUCAUUGCAAGAAAUCAAAGGUUGGGAGCAGAAUGAUGCCUAAAGAAAAACAAAGAAGGUUGGCAAGAGGAGGUGAAGGGUCUGAAAGAGAGGCUGUCACAGAUGCAAAACUAUAUCCAGAAGUGUGGAGAAGGUGCUCAGUCUGCUAAAAAGAAUGAGUAAAUUUUGCUAAUUUAUUUGAAAAUAAUGCAAUCGGAAAAGAUCAAAAGAUUCUCGAACAUAUGUAAGACUUGACUUCAGAGUCCUGCACUCUUAGGAUUUUAUCCUAAUAUAUCUUAUCUAUUAAAAAUCUA